Rhipicephalus sanguineus (brown dog tick) is the source of this 2822-nucleotide messenger RNA. RefSeq names its product dihydropyrimidine dehydrogenase [NADP(+)] (gene su(r)). Gene Ontology annotation, molecular function: uracil binding; NADP binding; iron-sulfur cluster binding. Gene Ontology annotation, cellular component: cytoplasm; cytosol. The record is from RefSeq and is a predicted model, not a curated record. Gene Ontology annotation, biological process: thymine catabolic process; uracil catabolic process. NCBI's taxonomy places the organism in Eukaryota, Metazoa, Arthropoda, Arachnida, Ixodida, Ixodidae.
UGUUGUGUGCGGGAGUUGUGGAACGCGUGUGAGCGCUACGCCUCGCGCUGUGACCGCCAGCAGCGCUCGUUGCUUUCUGUGUUCUGUCUCGACGUUCCUGAGCGCCACUUGGUGAAUCGUGCGUACGUUAGCUCGUGUUUGGGCUACGGUGGAAAUUCAAGGUGGAUAUACGUAUCUGACGCCGAAGAAUGCAGUGCUCCGCGCGGCUUCUGGAUCAGCUAAGUGUAGAUCCACCGGAUAUUGAGAAUAUCCUUGCGCUCAAUCCACGCGUCAAGCAGACAACGACGAUAACUCCAAGCGCUGACACGAAGCGAAACAAGCAGCACUGGAAGAGGAACAGCGAUAAGAAAUGCAGCAGCUGCAAGCCUCUGGAGAAAAACUUCGAUGACAUCAAGCACACUACGUUGAGCGAGCGUGGUGCACUCAAAGAAGCGGCCAGGUGUUUAAAAUGUGCGGACGCUCCGUGCCAGAAAAGCUGUCCUACGCAGCUCGACAUCAAAGCAUUUAUCAGCAGCAUUGCGACAAAGAACUAUUACGGAGCAGCCAAAGCCAUCUUCUCAGACAAUCCCUUGGGUCUCACCUGCGGCAUGGUUUGCCCGACGAGCGAUCUCUGCGUAGGAGGGUGUAAUCUGUACGCUUCUGAGGAAGGACCCAUCAAUAUAGGAGGCCUCCAGCAGUUCGCUACAGACGUCUUCAAGCAGAUGCGAGUGCCUCAGAUACGGUCUCCCGACCUGCCGCUUCUCCACGAGCUUUCGGCAAGUUACAAGGCUCGAAUUGCUCUCGUGGGAUGCGGUCCAGCCAGCAUGAGCUGCGCCACUUUCCUGGCGCGGCUUGGAUACUCGGACAUCGUUAUCUUUGAGAAGCAGCCUUACUUUGGCGGUCUCAGCUCAGCAGAAAUCCCGCAGUACCGGCUACCUUUUGAUGUCGUUUCCUUUGAACUUGAUCUCGUCAAGGACUUAGGCGUCAAAGUCGAAUUCAACAAGGCACUCGGUCGGGACUUCACUCUCCAAUCUCUUAAGAAGGACUACGACGCAGUCUUUCUUGGCAUAGGCCUGCCGGAUCCAAAAGUCAUCCCCAUAUUCGAAGGCCUAGAUUCAAGCCACGGAUUUUUCACAUCAAAGACAUUUUUGCCGUGCGUAGCAAAGGCUAGCAAACCAGGAAUGUGCCACUGCAAGCAGUCGCUGCCCAGCCUGCACGGGAACGUAAUUGUCCUGGGAGCUGGAGACACGGCAUUUGACUGCGCCACGUCAGCGCUUCGGUGCGGGGCGAGGCGCGUUUUUGUCGUGUUCCGCAAGGGCUUCACAAACAUCCGCGCUGUCCCAGAGGAGAUGGAAUUGGCCAAGGAAGAGAAGUGCGAAUUCCUCCCUUUCAUGUCACCUCGAAACUUGCUCGUCCACGAAGGACGCAUCAGGGGCAUGGAGUUCCUCCGGACGGAGCAAACCGAUGAUGGCAGCUGGAUCGAGGACGAAGAACAAGUCGUCCGACUCAAGGCAAACUUCGUCAUCUCGGCUUUCGGCUCUACUCUCGGAGACAAUUCAGUCGUCGAUGCACUCAGUCCACUCAAGCUGAACAAGUACGGGCUGCCGGAAGUGGACACCAAGACGAUGCAAUCAAGCGAGCCCUGGGUGUUCUGCGGUGGCGACCUAGCUGGGGUCUCCGAGACUACAGUCGAGGCCGUCAACGAUGGAAAGACGGCCUCGUGGCACAUUCACAAAUAUUUGCAAUCGUUGCACAAUCUGCCCGUGCCGUCAACGCCCGAGUUGCCCCGCUUUUACACGCCCAUAGACUUGGUGGAUCUCAGCGUGGAAUUCUGUGGACUAAAGUUCAAGAACCCCUUCGGCCUCGCUAGCGCCCCGCCCACCACGACCAGUGCCAUGAUACGACGGGCAUUCAAAGCUGGCUGGGGAUUCGCGCUCACCAAGACAUUCGGCCUCGACAAGGACGUGGUGACCAAUGUCUCGCCUCGCAUCAUACGAGGAUCGACAUUCGGCCACACGUACGGACCGGGCAUGGGCUCCUUCCUCAACAUCGAGCUGAUCAGCGAGAAGACGUCGGCAUACUGGUGCGGCAGCAUAGCCGAGCUGAAGAAGGAUUUUCCUGAUCACAUCGUGAUAGCCAGCAUUAUGUGCACAUACAACGAGGAGGACUGGACAGAACUCGCACAACAAGCGGAGAGAGCAGGCGCCGAUGCACUUGAGCUGAACCUCUCUUGCCCGCAUGGGAUGGGCGAGAGAGGAAUGGGACUGGCUUGCGGCCAGGAUCCGGAGCUGGUUCGGAACAUUUGCCUCUGGGUACGCAAAGCUGUGAAGAUUCCAUUCUUCGCCAAACUUACACCAAACGUGACCAAUGUCGUCACAAUUGCCAAGGCAGCCUAUGAAGGCAAGGCUGACGGCGUCACGGCAGUCAACACGGUGUCCGGUCUGAUGGGCCUCAAGUACAACAGCGACCCGUGGCCAGGCGUCGGCAUCGAGAAGCGUACCACGUACGGCGGCAUGUCUGGCAACGCUAUCCGGCCUAUUGCACUGCGAGCCGUGUCCGCCAUCGCCCGGGCUCUACCGGGCUUUCCGAUCCUCGCCACUGGUGGCAUAGACUCAGCAGAGGCCGGAUACCAGUUCCUCCAGGCUGGAGCGUCAGUACUGCAAGUGUGCAGUUCAAUACAGAACCAGGACUUUACGGUGAUCGAAGACUACCUGACGGGACUCAGGGCCGCGCUGUACGUGAAGAACCUCGAAGGAAUGGAGAACUGGGACGGUCAGUCACCUCCGGUGCAGCCCCAUCAGAAAGGAAAGCCAGUAGUCAAGCCAGCCGCAUUGGGAAGCAAG